Molecule: messenger RNA, 389 nt
Organism: Belonocnema kinseyi
Lineage: Eukaryota; Metazoa; Arthropoda; Insecta; Hymenoptera; Cynipidae
Exons: 2
Coding region: 1-339 (112 amino acids)
Source: RefSeq, a predicted model, not a curated record
AUGGCAAAAGAAACGGAAAUCAGAUUAAAGAAAAUUUCACAAAAUAGGGAGGCAAAUUUAAAAAAGGAUCGUAAAUUGAAAAAUGGGAAUAUAAACAGAGAGCUUGCAAAGCAAAAUAGAUUGACAAUAGCUGAAAGAAAACAGGAUGAAUACAGGGCAAAGAUAGUUGCAAAGGGAAAUCUCGAGGAUAUCCAGAAGGAAGAAAGAAAAGCUCUUCAGGAAGUACAAAAGGAGCCGAAAAUGCGUAAACAAAUGAACGAAUCUACAUCUGAAUUAAAAAGAAAAGAAGUUCAAAAUUGUUGUGAAAAACACAUUAUUGACUCAAGAAGGGUCAAAUAGGAAGCAGAGCCCAAUUGAUGUAACAGCAGCUUUAUAAAUUAGUGCGAUUG